This is a messenger RNA of Musca vetustissima, 2181 nucleotides long. RefSeq names its product myb-like protein P. NCBI's taxonomy places the organism in Eukaryota, Metazoa, Arthropoda, Insecta, Diptera, Muscidae. The record is from RefSeq and is a predicted model, not a curated record. The transcript has a single exon. Gene Ontology annotation, biological process: protein peptidyl-prolyl isomerization. The annotation marks the transcript as partial. Gene Ontology annotation, molecular function: zinc ion binding; peptidyl-prolyl cis-trans isomerase activity.
AACAACAACAACUUUAUUAUCAAUUGCAGCGGUUGCCAUUUACCAUUUAACUUUAAUAAUUCCGUGCCAAAAUCAUUGCCAUGCAAACAUUGGUUCUGUCUAUCCUGUCUGGAGGAUAUGAUCGGUAAAUCGGAUGAUUUUGCCCAUUUCGAUUGUGCCAACUGCCAGCAGACCAUUGAUAUUGAUGGCCUAAAUAAGACUUUGGAAAUAUUGCCAAAUAGCGCUGCCGCCACACACAACAACCACAACAACAUCACCAACAACAACAACAACAAUGCCGAAAUCGAAACCCAAUUGUCGACACGUUCGGCAUCGAUAACAUCCGAUAAUUCAAUAGGUUGUAGUUUAUUUUACAACAAUAGCAACAACAGCAACAAUAACAGUAUUUGUAGUAAUGGUAGUAAUCACAACAACAACAACAACUCCAACAAUACUUUUAAUCCCAAUAAUGGCCACUUGCAUAAUUUUCCAAAUCAGCAUCGAGGUGGUGGGGGAGGAAACGGAGAUAAUGCUUUGGGACCCAUGUUGCCGGGUGAGAACUGCAUUCUCCAUGGCAUGCCGAAUAUUUUGUGGUGUGCCAGCUGCAACGCCAGCCUUUGCCGUGGCUGUAACUCGGGUCCCGACCACCAGGACCAUAUGAUACAAAAUCUCCAAGAGGCCAAGGAGGCAUAUCAAAAUCGCAUCCAACAGGAUAUUGGCAAGCUGCAAGGUUCCCUGGGUGACAUGGAACAACUGCAGAGAAUCCAAAGGGAAUUCCUGUUGGGUCUGCUGGAAUCCUGUUGUACCCUGAAAAGUCACCUGGAACAGGAGAUCAAUAAUCCAUGCCACAGCCAGGCGAUGGAGGGGAUGCGUGAAACAUUGAAAAUGUUACAAAUCCAUAUGGAACUAAUGCCCGAUUGUAGUCCCCGGGAUUAUGUCAAGCUAAGCAAUGCCGUGGCGGAGGAGAAACAGAAAUUCUAUGUGAAACACAAGGAAAUGUUGAGGCAAUAUCAGAUCAGUGAACUGAUCAGCAGCAAUGAGAGGUUGUUGGAUUUCCCCACCAUGCAGCAGAUUUUGCAAAAACAGGAUUUGCGAUCGGCGUCGGGGGGAGAUAAUGGCGGUCAAAUGCCCAGUAAUCCGAUGCUGCACCUGACCAACUACUGUGUAUUCCAUUUGUAUUUGCGUUACUCCAAACAAAAACAACAAUUUUUCGAAAAUCAGCUGUGGAGAUAUCAACAGUAUCAGCAGCAGAUAAUAGCGAAUUUCAAGACCCAACAAAAUCAAAAAUCCUCCACAUCAUCGGGGACGUCGCAAUCAUCAUUGUCCUCCUCGUCAGGGUCAUCGGCAGUGGGUAGUUAUCAACAUCAUCAACAACAACAAAAUGGCAUUACAUCCAAUAACUAUCAUCAGGGAGGUACCUCUACGACCAGUUCCGCCGCCUACGAUACGUUACAAAUCAAACGUAAAACCUAUGCGGAAAUUGCCAAUAGCAAUUGUAGUUCCAGCAAAUCCUUUGAUUGCCAUGGGUCUCAAGAUUCAUUUGAUCUCUUCAAUGGCCCCUUGACGGUUUCGCAAUACAAACAACUCGAAGAGGUCGGGAAAUGCAUAGAUCUGCUUCUGCUCAAUCCGAUCAGUAAUGACAAUAAUCACAUUUAUUAUUUCGAUUUUGAACGGAAUGGUGAAUUUCUCGGACGGGUCCUUAUCAAAGUCUAUGCCAGUUAUGCCCCCAAAAUGGCCUACAAUUUCCAUGCCCUAUGUACCCAUGAAAAGGGUGUGGGCUAUAGGGGUUGUAAAGUUUUCAAAUGUUAUCCGAAUCAAAGCAUUAUCACAGGAGAUAUAGAUCAAAAUAAUGGAUACGGUAGCCGUUCGAUAUAUGAUGAACCACAAUUUGUACCAGAUGAUACGAAAAUACCCCCCUUCAUAGGGGCUGUGGGUAUGCGUCGUGCUAAAAAGAUUUACGACUCUCAAUGUUUGGUGGGUUCACAAUUUCGUAUUAUUCUGAAGGUGAGACCAUUUAGUGCUAUAUUUGGUCGUGUCAUAGAGGGUUUGGAAGUGGUUUGGAAUAUUUCACAAACCCAAUUGCAGGGUGAUAAGCAACAGGGUGCCGGACCACCUAGUAGCAGUAGUGGUAUGGGGCAUAUAAAUGUUGGCCAGUGCGGGGUGUAUGAAUUUGCUAAAAGGAAUUUGCAGGGUGGUUUGUAA